UUCCCAAAAUUGGGUAAUUUUAUGGUUCAGCAGUGGUCACAUGCUCGAUUGUUGUAAAAAUUUUUGUUGCCCCGUCUUCGGCCAGUGGAGGAAUUCAGCUGACAGAUGACUGUUUGAAAUGGGGAAGUGUUGUCUAUACACUAGAACUUUGUUAGCCAGCCAGGCUAGGAAAAGCCUACCGUGGAGCUUACUGUUUGCCAUUUGGUCCCUCUGUACAUUUUAGGCAGGACGUAUGUAAAAGGGAGUUCCUUUUAGUCGCAGCCUGUAGUCACUUGUUGGACAUUGAAGCCAGUGGAGCGUGUAGGGUUAAACAUCAUGUCGGAGUGAAUUUCACUUCUGAAUUAAUCUUCGCCCGGAGGUCCUUGGAGACACAUCAUGUGAUGAGGAUAUUGCUUAAUACCAGGACAUCAUGGCCUUCGGAAUCCUCAGGCUCCCACUCUUCCCUGUUCUGGCUUUGGCCCUAAUGAACCCUUGCACUGGUGCCCCUGAUCCACACCAAAGGGAGAUGCUGAUGCGACAGGAGAUCUCCAGGCAGACAGGGGGCAGUGUGGAUCUGACUCCUGCCGAGCUGCGGCUGAACGCAUACCUGCACAAGUUGAAGGCGAAGGAGAUGGCAUCUGUUCCGUUCCCUCCUUCCAUACAUUUCUUCAAAGCUCGCCCACUCAUCCAGAAGAGUCCUGUCUUUCAACUCUUACAGAAAAUGCCAAAAGGUGCAGCUCUCCAUGUGCACAGCAAGGCCAUGGGCAGCCCCGAGUGGCUGGUGAGGAACGUCACCUACAGGCCCAACUGCUACAUCUGCUUCACGUGGGGCGGCUCAGUGCGGUUCCUGUUCUCAGACGGACAGCCCUACCCACAGUGGGACUGUCUCCGCUGGCAGCUCUUACAAAGCCUCAGAGCUAGCAUGGUUGACCCUGCAAAGUUUGACAAAAGCCUGAUCCAGAACCUCACCCUGUUUACUGAGGACCCAGAGUCAGCAUACCCAAGUGACGAUGCUGUGUGGGCACGGUUUGAGGACGCUUUUAGGAUCAUCUCUGGACUGGUCACCUAUGCAGCUGUGUUUACGGAUUACCUUUACCAAAGCCUGGAAGAAUUCUAUGCAGACAAUGUUAUGUAUGUCGAAAUCAGGAGUGGCUUGACAAGGACUUAUGAGCUUGAUGGAAGCAUCCAUGACAAAAUGUGGUCCAUAAAAGCCUAUAGGGAUGUGAGUGCAAAGUUUUCAGCUAAACAUCCUGACUUUUUGGGGUUAAGGAUCAUAGUUUCUACACACAGGAUCCAGAGUGUAUCUGCAAUCAAGGCGGCAGUCAAAGAGGCCAUUGAAAUGCGAAAGAAUUUCCCAGAACUAAUCGCAGGGUUUGACUUGGUGGGGAGGGAGGAUGAUGGGAUGCCUCUCUGGUACUUCAGGGAAGCGCUGUCUCUCCCUGCUGAGCUUGGUGUCAAGCUACCCUACUAUUUCCAUGCAGGAGAGACUGACUCGGAGGGCACAGAUGUGGAUGCCAACUUGUUAGAUGCCCUGCUGUUCAAUACCAGUCGGAUUGGGCAUGGUUAUGCACUGCCUCACCAUCCUUUAGUCAAAGAACUUUCCAGAAAGAACGGUGUAGCUGUAGAAGUAUGUCCGAUAUCAAACCAGGUGCUGAGGCUGGUCUCAGAUUUGCGUAAUCACCCUGCUGCGGUUCUCUUGACUGAGGGCUACCCAGUGGUCAUAAGUUCUGAUGAUCCCACCCUGUUUGGGAACCCCGGACUCUCCUAUGACUUCUACGAGGCCUUUGUUGGGAUUGGAGGGAUGAGUGCUAACUUGGGCACUCUAAAAGAACUCGUUAUGAAUUCAAUCAAGUACAGCUCUCUGUCCCCAGACUUAAAGAAGAAAUUGAUGAACACGUGGCAGGAUAAAUGGAACAAAUUUAUUUCUGACCAAAUUGAUUAAGAUGCGGAUCAUUGUGAAGACCCAGAUCCGCUCUGACCCCCUCUCAGGAGGCCUUCCGACCAUAUGCUGCAAGAGGUGAAAAAGGAAAGCAGCAUAAAUAAUCUUUUUUCUUUCUUAAUGUAUUUUUUGGGGCUUUUAUGCCUUUAAUAUUAUAGGAUAGUGGAGAAUGACAGGAAGUGAAUGGGAGAGAGAGUCGGGGUGGGCUCCGGAAAGGACCACGGGCGGGAAUCGAACCCAGGUCGCUGGCGUGCGGUGAAGGUGCCCCAGCCAGUUGCGCCACAGCUUGGGCCCCCAGCAUAAAUAAUCUUAAAUUAAAAUCAAGAUCAAAUGUUCUUUGCCUGACCUUUUGCUUGACCUUUCUUUGUAGGUUUUGUUUCAAGCUAUUUUGUCCUUUUUAAGUUUGUAAGUAGAAUUGUUCCUGUUCUGUUGGCGGAUAGUCAUGUCAUGCCAUACAUCAUUCAUUUUAUAGCAUUCCCCAAAAAGCUGUUGUAAAGUCUGCAAUGCUUUUUAUGGAUGAUAUUCUAGUCUGCUCGGACUUACUAUAUUAUUAUUAUUAUUAUUAUUAUUCAUAAUUAAAUGACAACAGCACUGUAAUAUAAUAUUUUAACAGACAGCUCAUAGCCAACCCCCCCUGCACAAAUUAGGAACUUUCCCCUGUCCCACUUAGGGACAGGAAGUAAAUUACCCAAUUUCAGGGUGCUCCAGUUUCAUGGGGGAAAGACUUUGGGCAGGACCAGGAAGUGACAGUGUGCAUGUGAGGGUGUGUUUGUGUGUGAAGGAGAAAAAUAGUCAGUUUAAAUGUUAUGGGAAGAGUCGGGCGGGUUGGUAAAAAGGAGGGGCUACCUUUUCACAAAAUGUGAUUGUUUUACUUUAUUUUACUUUGAAAAUGCAUUAUUUUAUUGUCUGUUUAAUUGUUCUGCUUUUAUACAAAACUUUAUAACUUGGUUCUGGAUAAAUAAAGAUUAUUAUUA
Messenger RNA from Sardina pilchardus (European sardine), 2892 nucleotides. RefSeq names its product adenosine deaminase 2b (gene ada2b). The record is from RefSeq and is a predicted model, not a curated record. Lineage: Eukaryota; Metazoa; Chordata; Actinopteri; Clupeiformes; Clupeidae. Gene Ontology annotation, biological process: inosine biosynthetic process; adenosine catabolic process. The transcript has 10 exons. Gene Ontology annotation, molecular function: adenosine deaminase activity. The coding region runs from base 410 to 1921 and encodes 503 amino acids.